AUGCCCUCCGCUGUUUCCCAGUUGUACCAAUACAGCCACGUCCCCGAGACGGAGGAGAAUCUUGAUUGGGCUGACCUCCCAACCAUUGACCUCGCCAAGUAUGGCACACCAGAGGGCAACAAAGAGCUCGCCCAGACUCUGAUUGAGGCUAUCCGCACAAAGGGGUUCUUCUAUGUCAUCAACUAUGGCAUCUCACAAGAGGCUGUUGACACACAAUUUGCUCUCGGUCAAAAGUUCUACGAGCUUCCCCUAGAGGAGAAGCUCAAGUAUGAGCCGGACUUGGAUUCCGGUGACUACAACGGAUACCGUCCUGCAGGCAGACGGUUCCUGAGUGGCGGCAUCAAGGACAAGACCGAAGUCUGGAACAUGGCCACCAAGGCUGGACACAUCACACAGCCCCUUCCCACUCUGCUGGAAGACCGCAAAGAAGAGAUUGAGGGAUUUGCCAAGGACUUGCAUGACAAGGUGCUGGACCCUUUGAACCACCUCAUCGCUUUGGCCUUGGAGCUGCCCGAGGACUUUUUUACCAAGGUACACAAGUGGGAAACGCACGACGAGUCCCACCUGCGUUACAUGAAGUACUCCAAGUUCACCCCCGAGGAAAUCGAAAAGCUCGACGACGGCUUGUGGUCUCGCGGACACACCGACCUGGGCACCAUCACUCUUCUGUUCCGCCAGCCGGUAGCCGCGCUGCAGAUUAGAGACCAUGAGACUGGCAACUGGAAGUGGGCUAAGCCGCUUGAUGGCAGUCUGACUGUCAACACCUGCGACGCCCUCAGCUUCCUGACUGGAGGUUACGUCAAGUCGACCGUUCACAGGGUCUCUGUGCCGCCCAAGGACCAGCGUCACGUCGACCGCCUGGGUCUGCUUUACUUCGCUCGUCCUCAAAAUGACCUCGUGCUCAAGACCAUCGACUCACCUGUGCUGAAGCGCGGGGGCUUCACUCAGAACGAGUUCGAGGCCGGGGGUCACCGCGUCCCGACAAUGGGCGAGUUCACCACCCUCAAGCAGACAUGGCAGCAGAAGAAGGGUGUCACCUACCAGUCGUCUGAGGGGCAGGAGAUCCUCCCAGGUUUCAAGGGACAAUACUUCCAGUAA
Molecule: messenger RNA, 1098 nt
Organism: Colletotrichum spaethianum
Lineage: Eukaryota; Fungi; Ascomycota; Sordariomycetes; Glomerellales; Glomerellaceae
Product: 1-aminocyclopropane-1-carboxylate oxidase
Exons: 5
Coding region: 1-1098 (365 amino acids)
Molecular function (GO): dioxygenase activity
Source: RefSeq, a predicted model, not a curated record